Messenger RNA from Williopsis jadinii, 593 nucleotides. RefSeq lists its product as uncharacterized. Lineage: Eukaryota; Fungi; Ascomycota; Saccharomycetes; Phaffomycetales; Wickerhamomycetaceae. The annotation marks the transcript as partial. The record is from RefSeq and is a predicted model, not a curated record. The transcript has a single exon.
GCGAGAAUAAGCGCAUAAGCCUUUGGCCCCCCAAAGUUGGUGGAGGUAGAAAGCCACGCCUAGUCGUAAUAUGGUAUAUGUAGUCAGGGUAGAGUAACAUCUGAACACGGGGUGUUGCCCUAUUACGAUUACGACCAUUACCACGACCACGACCACGACUACUACAACGACUACGACCACGACUAUUACAACCACCAUCAGAACAUACAUUCCAUUCAAUUGCAUACAACCACUCUCACACAAAACAACCGUGCUCCUCAAUUGCCUCGUAGACGGUUCAUUUAGCCUAUCACAAAAUGCUUAGCAAUUGGACCAAUUCCUACCCCACAGUGCAGAAUGUUGGAACUAUCAAAGUACAACCACCAAACCCGGCUUCGGCUUCUUCGAUACGUCCCAUACGUUCCCUAUCUCUCGCUUUUGGUCAGCGGGGGGCCCGUUCCGCAACUCUAUUGAUUACCCCAUCCGGCCUCAACAGCGCCUUGAAGGACACGCAAAGAGAACCAACUUUGUCUAUGUGCACCUCAUUAUUACUCACAGAGAUAAGCAGAAGCCUCCACCGAAAAGCAUAGCAAAAGAUGAACGUAGGGACCAAA